AAUCGUGAUUAAUCGAAUUUUGGAACAGAGCUUAUACCGAAGGACCAACCUCGUUUUAUCCCGCAACGGAUAUACAUUUGUUCGUCUCUUCUUCUUCUUGUUCUUCAAGAAAUUAGGAUUUUAUUUUUGAGAUAUUCAAUUAACAAAAAUGGAAAAUAUGGAUCUAAACGCCCCGCACUCAAUGGGAACAACGAUCAUCGGCGUCACUUACGACGGCGGUGUCGUCCUCGGCGCCGACUCCAGAACUAGCACUGGUAUGUAUGUGGCGAAUAGGGCGUCGGAUAAGAUCACUCAGCUCACUGAUAAUGUGUACAUUUGCCGGUCCGGUUCGGCAGCUGAUUCACAAAUUGUAUCUGAUUAUGUUCGAUAUUUUCUCCAUCAACACACGAUCCAGUUGGGGCAGCCUGCAACUGUAAAAGUUGCAGCGAAUCUUGUUAGGCUAUUGUCGUAUAACAACAAGAACAUGCUGCAAACUGGUAUAAUUGUUGGUGGAUGGGACAAGUAUGAAGGAGGCAAGAUAUAUGGAGUCCCGCUCGGGGGAACAAUUAUAGAGCAGCCUUUUGCCAUUGGAGGGUCCGGUUCGAGUUACUUGUAUGGAUUCUUUGAUCAGGCAUGGAAGGAGGGAAUGAGCAAGGAUGAGGCCGAGCAAUUGGUUGUCAAGGCAGUUUCCCUAGCUAUUGCUCGAGAUGGUGCUAGUGGUGGUGUUGUCCGAACAGUCAUUAUAAACUCGGACGGAGUUACUAGAAACUUUUAUCCUGGUGAUACUCUCCCAUUGUGGCAUGAAGAACUUGAGCCCCAGAACUCUUUGCUCGAUAUUCUAAACGCACCUGCUCCUGAGCCAAUGAAUAUAUAAGCGGACCUUCUACGCUCAUUACCUUUUCGCUUUGGCCACUGUUUGUUUAAAAUUGUUAUGGGAUUGGUAAAGCAGAUGUUCUUUAAUUUUAUCAGUGCGCAACAAUCUGGUGGAUUGGAAAGUGACUUGAGAUUAUUGGUUUUUCCUAUCAUAGAAAACACUUUGGCUCUACCAACUAGUACCAUUUGUAGCACUCUUAGCUAAAGCGCUUGAGAUUUGUGAUGUCUUGAGGUUUUUUUGUAAAUUUCCUGUACAACUUCAGUGGCUAUGGUAAAUGAUGUUUGAAGCGCAAUCCUUCUC
Daucus carota subsp. sativus is the source of this 1153-nucleotide messenger RNA. Its product is annotated as proteasome subunit beta type-6. The transcript has 8 exons. The record is from RefSeq and is a predicted model, not a curated record. The coding region runs from base 149 to 853 and encodes 234 amino acids. Gene Ontology annotation, molecular function: threonine-type endopeptidase activity. Gene Ontology annotation, cellular component: proteasome core complex. NCBI's taxonomy places the organism in Eukaryota, Viridiplantae, Streptophyta, Magnoliopsida, Apiales, Apiaceae.